Molecule: messenger RNA, 360 nt
Organism: Fulvia fulva
Lineage: Eukaryota; Fungi; Ascomycota; Dothideomycetes; Mycosphaerellales; Mycosphaerellaceae
Exons: 3
Coding region: 1-360 (119 amino acids)
Biological process (GO): regulation of proteolysis; modification-dependent protein catabolic process; protein neddylation
Cellular component (GO): nucleus; cytoplasm
Molecular function (GO): ubiquitin protein ligase binding; protein tag activity
Source: RefSeq, a predicted model, not a curated record
AUGCAUGCAUCCCACUUCAGGUCCAACACAGUCAAAGAGACAUCUCAAACCACAAACAUCGCGGCAUCCACAUACCACCACCAGACUCAUACCACCACACUCUCUACCUGUUGUAACACCGUCACCAUGCAGAUCAAAGUCCGUACCCUCACCGGCAAAGAGAUCGAACUCGACAUCGAGCCAGACUACAAGGUCCAAAAGAUAAAGGAACGCGUCGAAGAAAAGGAAGGCAUCCCACCCGUCCAGCAGCGUCUCAUCUUCGGCGGAAAGCAAAUGGCCGACGACAAGACCGCCGCCGAAUACAACCUGGAGGGAGGCGCGACACUUCACUUGGUCCUGGCGCUGCGUGGUGGAUGCUGA